AUGUCCACCGUGAAGUCGUCUUUCACCAACCAACGAACGGUAGGCGAGAUGGCGGAAGAAGGCUUACAACUACCGCCCCGAAUUGUCAAACCGCCACCACUGCCAUCGAUUCCGGAAGCGCAACAGGUUGCCGGUCCGCGUGACAAUCGUGAUCAGCUGCGCCACUGCUUCAUACCGGCGGACGAGAGCGGUUGUCUCGGGUUGCAUCUUAGCCGUACACCGUGGGAUCCGUACCCGUGGGUAAGUGGAGUCGUCGAGGGAUCGUGUGCGGAUGUGGCCGGCGUACGGAUCGGUGACUGUGUGCUGGAAGCGAACGGAGAGGAUCUGCUCGGGCUAAAAGUGAUCGACAUUGCCAAGCGUGUACGGGCACGAAAAAUCUCCCGCACGAAUCCGGCCGGCGUACGGCUGUUGCUGUGGAAUUCGGGCUUUGAGAAAAACAACCUUAAUCCACAGUCAUUGGCGCGGUUUGCCAACUGUCUGCAGGGCAUUGCCGGACUGCUCGAGUGUCCGAUCUGUUUGGAGAUCAUUCGACCGCCGUCGUGGCAAUGCCACCAUGGGCAUUUGAUCUGCUCAGGGUGUCGCUCGAGAACCACCAAGUGUCCGAUCUGUCGCGAAGUACUUGGCCGUGGUCGGUGCAUCGUGGCAGACAAGCUGUUCCACUAUCUGGUGCAGACGUUGGGUCGUGAAGCGAACCAGCAUCAGCAAACUGCACUGGACCCGAAAUCACAGGACACAACAGCUCCCCAGAAGCAGCAGCAGCCGCAGCAACACCAUCAUCGCCAGCCAAACAUCUCCGGUCGGCUUCCGCUGGAACGUCGCGAGCAUCAGCAGCGUCCAUCGCAACAGCACCGACCACAGCCGACGCCUCGGCUCACGCACAAACACGCAUUCAAAUUGAAAGCAAACAUCGUCCCUAAUGGCACGCCGGCAUCAUUACUAUCGUCCCAGGUGACGACACCGCCGGCCACCUUUCACUGCCCUUCCGGUCAGCCGUGCGCGCGGAUGAAAAAUCAACAUGACAUCCUGAUUCAUCUGCAGCAGGCGCACCAAACGAGCGUCGUGCAGUACUACUGCACGGCCGACGAUGCAGUGGACGUCACGCUGACCGAUGGCGGGAACUCGUUGGCCUGUGUGGUGCUACUAGCGAACGCAACUUUCAAGGGCAAUCACAUGUUCUUCGUGGCAAAGUUUCGCAGUACGGAGGAUCCGAACGAUACGCUCUGCUGGCUGUGGUACUUGGGCACGGAACAGGAGUGUGGACAGUUUCGGGGCCAGCUGUUUCCCAUCGUACCGGAUGAUCGGCAAUCGGUAAAGGUGAGAUACUGGCUGGGACGGCCGGUUCCGCUCGAAUGGAACAGCCAGGAUAUUGUUCGACGCAGACAGUAUACGCGUAUAAAGAAGGGAACGUGUCGGAUGCGUGUCUCCGUUCGGGUGUGCGAUGCCGGCGAUCCCACCGGGACGUAA
Messenger RNA from Anopheles maculipalpis, 1464 nucleotides. RefSeq lists its product as uncharacterized. Lineage: Eukaryota; Metazoa; Arthropoda; Insecta; Diptera; Culicidae. The transcript has 3 exons. Gene Ontology annotation, biological process: multicellular organism development; proteasome-mediated ubiquitin-dependent protein catabolic process. Gene Ontology annotation, cellular component: cytoplasm. Gene Ontology annotation, molecular function: ubiquitin protein ligase activity; ubiquitin conjugating enzyme binding. The record is from RefSeq and is a predicted model, not a curated record. The coding region runs from base 1 to 1464 and encodes 487 amino acids.